UGCAGAGAGAUCAGCAGAUGAGAGGAAGCAUUUGGUGAUUGACAGGGAUUAAUGGAUUAUUAACAAAGCCGUCUGCUGUCAAAGCCUCCAUCAUCAGCAUUGAUUUGUGUUUAGUUGUUUUUUAUGCUGGUAUUUGUACUGGUGCCUUUGUCUCACUGUCAGUUAGCUGAUGAAGGAACAGAAAAAGUUUGAGAUCCAGCAACAGAGUCCUCAGCAACAGAAGAGUUGCAUUGAGGUGGACCAUUGUGAUUGGAACAGAAAACAGGAGAUGUAAACAACCAGUCUUCAUUUAACCUUUCCUCUAACUACGCCUCCAAUUAUAUUUCCUUUUUGCUAGUUUUCCCACAAAUAUGAACAUUCCUUUGUCUUCCAUCCUCCUUAUGAUUUUUUCUAUUAAUUUCUCUGGGUGGCUGCUCCUGCCUGUGGGUAGCUCAUAUGUGUGCCCACACCAGUGCAUUUGCUAUGAGCACGCUGACCUGGUGGACUGCCGCAAUGGCAAAUUUGAACAUGUACCCAGGGGCCUCCCUCACGGUACGUGGCUGCUGAAGCUUGGAGGAAACAAUCUGAGAAUCAUAGAAACCCGAACCUUCAUUGGGCUGUGGUCCCUGAGGGUGCUGGUGCUGACCAACAGUCACAUCAAAGAAAUACAAGCACAGGCUUUUUUUUCUUUAUCCUUCCUUGAAAAGUUGGAUCUCAGCUGGAAUCAGAUAACGACUCUCCCUGUGGACUUCUCCUCCAGCUUGUCUGCUCUCAAGGAGCUCCGAAUGGAGCACAACAAUUUAAAUUAUAUAUCUGGAUUCAGCUUGGAACACUUGGACAACAUGGAAAAGUUGGACCUCAGUUAUAACCAGCUGGUGUCUGUUGGCCCUGGUGUGUUCAGGGGCCUCUCUAGGCUGAGACAGCUCUUUCUACACAACAACAGACUGACAGUGGUGGAGCAAGGCAGCCUUGACAUGCUGCCUGGACUUGAGGUGCUGCAGCUGAGUAACAACAACAUCUCCCAGAUAGACUCUGACGCUCUGGCUCCUCUCUAUAGUCUGGCGAUUCUUAAUCUGGAAGGAAACAACUUGCAUCACCUGAAGUUUAAGACCUUCAUCAGUCUUCAUACAACAGCAACACACAUUCAGCUUUCAGGCAACCCAUGGAGCUGUGACUGUGAGCUACAUCGUGUCUUCAGCAAGAUCUUACAUGUCCGCUACCUCCAUAUUGACGACUACCGAAAUGUGACCUGCAAGGACCCCCCACAACUGGUUGGGGCUUCUCUGGCCUGGGUGGACAGCCAGCUCUGUGUUGCGGAGACGGCCACUGUCCUCGUCAUUACUGUUACUGUCCUGGUGACUGUGGUGGCAGCUGUGGUGAUGGCAGAGAGAAACAGGAAGAAAAGUCGUGGGAAGAACUGGGAUGCUGACUCACAAAGUCCCCCAUCUUAAAAAAACUGUUUUAUAACUCAUGUACAUUUUUUACUCUAUUUGCUUUUAGUACAGAAAAAGAAGGUUGCAAAUAUAAAUCCGCUAAGACUUAUAAAGACCGACUUUGGACCAUGGCUUGCAUUCCCUCCAGCAGUAGGACAAUACUGUGUUAGAUUUCUUUCUCAUUUUCAAAAUUAGAACAGGCAGCUGGUCAGGCACUGGUCCAGUUUUUUACAAGAAGUCCACUACAGGGUAGUUUGAGAAAGACAAAAUGCUACUGAGGUCAAACAGUCAGACUUGAUGUUGCAACUAUCUCUGGACUCAUUAAAUACGUGCAUGUGCUUAAAGCAGUGUGAUAGGGGUUUAGGACCAAACACCCCUACAAGAAAGCAAGUAAGACUAAUGAUUGAUUUGUAGGAUUUUCAGCUGUUUUACCUAAUCACAGAUAACUUAGACAUGCUGAAAAGAAGAAGCUAGAAAUAUAUCUAUUCUAAUGGAUUAACUGGGCAUGAAGCGGCAAAGCGCUUGCAUCUGUGACCACACAGAUCCAGAAUUUAGUUUAACUUCAAACAUUUGAAAUAAAAUAUGUUGCUCUUAAGGAGACUAAAAGAUUUUUCAAAGAAAAAUCUCUCAGGCUUUAUAUACAUAGAUAGCAGUAUAACUUUGUGCACCUAUAAUUUCCAAUUCAUGUCAGGCCUCGCUGGUGGGCAUUGGGUAUGUUGCCCCCCGACAGAGUGGAGAGCUGCACAUCGGUAUGUGUUAGAAUCAUAGCAGCAAACCAGCAAAAGGCAAAGAACUUUGCGUCCUUUUUUAAACAAACCAAGUGAGUUGAGUAAUGCUGUUGGAUGCACAUGAAGUUAACUAAAUGAUGACUAGCUGUUAAAAAUAAUCUUCUAGGUGUGUUAUCUAUGUUCAGAGGGGGUUACGUUUACUUGAGUCAAACAAAGGUAUUCUGAGUAGUUUUGUUGCACUACUUUUUACAGUUACUUACUUAAGAAACAUGGGCUACUGAUACUCUUACACAAGUAAUUAGUUUUGCAUGUAAAUAAAUAGACUUCAGAGAUUGGAACGAUUAGAUUCUUUGAUUUCUGCAAAGCAUGAGCAAAUGCUUAUGCAAAUUUCAGCAAAAAUAACUCAGCAUUUUCUAUAUGUCACUCUUUACAUCAGUAUUAUUUAUUUUGUUUUAAUAAACAAGGCUAUUUUAUGAAUGCUUGUUUAUGUAAAUACAUUAAAUAAAAAGCCUGUUUACUUUUCAAUUGGACUUAGUUCUGGAGUUUGACUGAAGCUUUCCAAAUUAUAAUUUAGUUACAAUUCUGUAAAAUAAAUGUUUUUUUUGUUUGGGGUUUUUUCUGUCCAGUGGAUGUUGUAUUAAGUACAUGAAGUUGUUUGUACUACAGAUGGAGAUUUACUUAUCUAAAUCAUUCUGUUGUAGUUUUAGCUGUAAUAUAUCUUUGUUCUGAUAGAAUGUGGAUCUUUGAACCAGUUUUGAGUCUUUUGCAAGUGUGACAGGUCUUCUUCCAGGAUUGAACUCUAGUUUCAUCUGUACACAUAAAAAGACAUGAUCAAUAAAAUAAUCUCCAGUAAAGGUA
Messenger RNA from Poecilia reticulata (guppy), 2998 nucleotides. RefSeq lists its product as uncharacterized. The record is from RefSeq and is a predicted model, not a curated record. Gene Ontology annotation, cellular component: plasma membrane. Lineage: Eukaryota; Metazoa; Chordata; Actinopteri; Cyprinodontiformes; Poeciliidae. Gene Ontology annotation, molecular function: protein binding.